Molecule: messenger RNA, 2823 nt
Organism: Closterium sp. NIES-65
Lineage: Eukaryota; Viridiplantae; Streptophyta; Zygnematophyceae; Desmidiales; Closteriaceae
Source: the annotation of a GenBank genome assembly
AUGAGCGGAUCGCUAUCAGCGCCGGUGCUCGUUCUUGCGCUAAUCGGCGCGCUUGCCGUGUUCACCGAGGUCGUGUCGCUCGUGCGCGUCGGCGUAUCGCCGUCCUACGUGUCGUUCUCGUCCGCCGUGGCCGCCGUUCACGGACGCGAUGCCGCGUGGACGGAGCGCAGUACGGCUCCGGGAGACGCGGAGAACGACCUGGAAGGAACGGCGUGGCCUGCGGUUCCGAGUGCAGCAGGUGCGUUGCGGUUCAGUGCGGUUGAGAGGGCGCAGUUCCGAGUGCAGCAGGCAUGGCAAGCAGGCGAGCUUCUGGGUCCCACAGUGCGGUGGUUCCGCAAGGGCGUGGUGGAAAGCAUGGCAGCAGAGGUGCUGUGCCUACCUGCCUACUCCUUGCUCUCUCAUUCCCCUCCUUGCCUCCUUCACUGCUCACAGGCGUGGGCAGCAGGCGAGCUACUUGGCCCAACAGUGCGGUGGUUCCGCAAGGGCGUGGUGGAAAGCAUGGCAGCAGAGGCGCUGUGGCUGCCUGCUGACGUCAUUGCUGCUGCUGCUGCUGACGCUGCUAUUGGCGCUGCUGAUCCCGAUGCUGCUGCCAAGGCUGCUGAAGGCAGCAGCGGCAGGGGCCAACCUGGGCGACUCACAUCCCCUAAUUCUCUUGUUUUCCCUUUCCCCACUCCAGAGGCGGCAGCGAGGGAACGAGACAGAGAGGCGGCGGCAGCAGCAGCGGCGGCGGCGAAAGAAACGAGGAGAGGGUUGGAUCCUUUGAAACGGGUGUUCCUGAGACUGCUAGCUCUCACAACGGAGUGGCAGGUGCGGGCCAACCAGGGGCACGCGGAGACGGGGAAGCAUGCCCCGCUGCUCAAAAUAAUUGACCACAUCUCCUCUUACCCUUGGCUGUUUGUGCCUCCCCUCCCAUCCAUCUCCCUGCUUUUUUUUUUUGUUUUUUUUUUUGUCUCUUUCCUCUCCUGCCUCUCUUUCCUCUCCUGCCUCUCUUUCCUCUCCUGCCUCUCUUUCCUCUCCUGCCUCUCUUUCCUUUCCUGCCUCUCUUUCCUCUCCUGCCUCUCUUUCCUCUCCUGCCUCUCUUUCCUCUCCUGCCUCUCUCACCUCUCCUCCCCCGGCCGCCUCCCAGAAGUGCGCCACCCCUGGCCGGAUCUCCUCCUGCCCUUCUCGGUCACGGCCUUCCCUCACCUCCGCAACUUCGUCACCAACUCCGCUGUGCGUGCCUGCGGGGCCAUCUGCCCCGCCCUCAGCCUCCCAUCCUUCCUGGGAGAUUCCCCAGGCAUAGUAAUAACCGAGUUCAAUAUAAACGUUGGUGAGGCCUGGGACUCCACGCUCCUGCUGCGCCAGCUGGCCUUGUGGCCCUCCCACCCUGCUCUCCUCAACCUCAACCUCUUCGGCUGCGCCUCCACCUUCUCCCACCACAGCGGCCCUGCCAGAGGCUCUGCCUCCUGCGACCCCAUCCCCACGCCCUCCUCCUCUGACUUUGCUGCUGCAGCUGCUGCUGCUGCUGGCGUGCCCACGAUCAGUAUGGCCCGUGCGCUCACUCCGUUCUGGCGCCCUGCGUCCGUUCCCCGGUGUGGGAAUAUCGACGGGAGCUUUGGGAAUGGUUCUGCUGGUGCUGGUGCUGGUGCUGCGGGUGGUGGUGUGGGGAGUGGGAUAAGAGAUGGAGUGCGGUCGGCUUGGGUGCGGCUGGUUGCAGGGGCGUGUGAGAGGGAGUGCACGCUUCCCAAGGACAGGUGCCCCCCGUCAGGAGACAAGCCAUUCUCCCUUCCGUGCACUGCCUGUGUGCACGCGUGCUACGCCCGGGAGGGGUGGGGGGUGGUGGGAUUCGGCGGGGAUGGAGGAGAGGCGGUAGGAGGAGGGGAAGGAGUGGUGGAAGAACAGCUGGCGAGUCUGGGUGUGAACCGGCUGAUAGGAUGCUCAGGUCAUGAGCUAGGCUCUCUCUACCCACCUGGCCAAACACCUGCCGCCGUCGCCGAUGCUGCUGCUGCCGCUGCCGCCGCUGCCGCCGCCGCCGCUGCCGCCGCUGCUAGUAACUCUGACGUGGGAGACUCAGAGGUGGUCGGGCGGCCGCUUUUGGAAGUAUCUGCGGAGACGGUGCUGGGUGCCGACCGGGUGCACAUGGUAGAGUUUGGGCACGAGCUGGCAGCGGCAGUGGUGGUACGGCAUCUGAUGUCCUCUCUGCUGGCACUCACCCCUCAAGACAUCCAGCAGUUCCUAGAAGAGGAGCAGCAAAGAGAGCAGGGGCAGCCUGCUCAACAACAGCCGGAGCAGGCGUGGACACACAUGAAGCCGGAGCAAGGGCAGUGCUUCACCACCAAUUGGGGGGACUACCGACAGAGGCACCGCUGCCCCAAGCUCAAAGCUAUCAGCGGGCAGGUCUCCUUGAAAUCUCGCCAGCCUGGGUGGGUGCUGUACCCGCUCUCGCGCGACAAAGAAGCGUUUAUGUCGCACGUCCCCAAUGCUACUGUAACUUUUGCGAUAAAUGUAAAUUUACGAGCUGGAGGGAGGCUGGCGUUUCUGUUCCUGAAGGCUCAGGACCUCGGGCCUGGGCUCGUGCGUGUAGCGUGGGGGGGCGGGGGUGGAAAAGGUGGGGAAGGAGGUGGGGAGGGUGGAGAAAUUGGGCCAAUAUUGUUGAAUGCAGAGGCGUGGAGGUCACCUACAAGGGUUGUGGGCGGGCAGGUGCUGCCGGGGAUAGUGCCGAGAGGGAGGGUGGAGAUUUCAGUGACAGUGGUUCCCGGUGGUGGGAAUGGAGCUCCCGAGGGGUUCGGCGUAAUUGGUGUGUUUGUGUUGUCUGGACUGCUUCCAGAUUCCAUGUUUUCAUAA